GGCCUUGACACGCUCGUUCGUGUGACGAUCGACCGCGACAGCGUGCGCAUCGAAAACCGUGCAAAUGGAAUGACCCUCCUUUAUCACGCAGCGAGCAGGGGCUGGUGCGAGGCCAUCACGUGGCUCCUCGAGCAGGGCGCCGACGUCAACGUGGGCCUGCCGAGUCUUGGUUGGACACCACUGCACGACGCCGCUUUGCAAGGCCAUUUAGAUGCAGCGGUCCUCCUGCUCGACGCGGACGCGCGAGUCGACGUGCGCAAUAACUACGGAAACACCGCGCUCCACAAUGCCGCCUUUGACGAACACACCAACAUGUUGAAGCUGCUCCUGAGCCGCGGCGCGUCGAUCGACGUGCGCAAC
Messenger RNA from Aureococcus anophagefferens, 360 nucleotides. RefSeq lists its product as hypothetical. The record is from RefSeq and is a predicted model, not a curated record. Gene Ontology annotation, molecular function: protein binding. NCBI's taxonomy places the organism in Eukaryota, Pelagophyceae, Pelagomonadales, Pelagomonadaceae. The annotation marks the transcript as partial. The transcript has a single exon.